UAUAAAUCCCCAGAAUUAACUUUUGCAGACUUCUUGCCAGUAAGGUCAAUCGUACGUGUAGAACUGUGAUGGCUGUCAAUAGAGUGAUCUUUACAAUUCUAUUUUGCGUUGUCCAUCUUUCACUCGAGAAAGAGUUCACGAACGAAGCAGAACCAUGCUCAUCAAGUAAAUGCAAACCUCCGAACUGUAGAUGUAGCGACAACAUAUCUCCUCCUGGCGGACUAGAUGCAAAGGCAACCCCACAGAUCAUCAUGAUCACAUUUGAUGAUGACCUGAACACGAUAAAUCACGCUCAGUACAUGGAGGCCUUUGGUGAACUAACUAAUCCCAAUGGUUGCCCUGCAGUGGGUACAUUCUUUAUCUGCCAUAACUACACAAGUUACUUCUUGGCCGAGUCGAUGUAUUCCAUGGGUCACGAGUUGGCAGAUCAUACUGUUACCCAUCAGACACCUGAUGAGUAUUGGCUUCAUGCUUCGUACGAUGAAUGGAAAAAUGAAAUCAACGGAGAAAGAGAAAUUUUGCACAAGUUUGCUGGUGUCAACGUUACUUCUGUGUCUGGCUUUCGAGCACCAUUCCUUGAGAUUGCAGAAAACAUGUAUAAAGCGCUCCAUCUUAACGGAUUCACGUAUGAUCUUUCUUGGCCUACUGGAAAAUACUACAAUCCACCCAUGUAUCCCUACACUCUAGACUACAAGUCGACCCAGGACUGUCCUGUUGGUCAGUGUCCAGUUAUGUCAUAUCCUGGUCUUUGGGUAGUCCCAAAUAUUGACCUUAUGAAUGCUGAUGGCUCGGUCUGCGGCUCUAUGAUGGAUGCAURCGCACCAACAGGCAACGCAAGUGUAUGGCUUGAAAUCCUUACAAGGAAUUUUAACUACCACUACAACGGAAACCGCGCACCAUUCGGAAUGCAUGCUCACUCAGCCUGGUUCUCACAAGCCGCAGGUCAUAUGGAAGCAAUGAAGAAGUUCUUGGCUCAAGUAACCGAAGGAAAGGACGAUGUAUGGAUACUAACAGUGUCUCAAGUUAUUCAAUGGAUGAAAGAUCCUAAAGAUAUUGAAGCAGCGAAGACUUUUGCACCCUGGGGCUGUCCUCCUCGACCAAAACCUAGAUGUACACAACCCAACUCCUGUCAUUAUACCACACCCAAGGACUUUUACAUGCCAACAUGCACUGAAUGUCCUAAACACUUUCCAUCUCCUACUGACCCUGACGGAAACUAACAGCUAAGUUUUUGUCUUUACUAACAUCAGUUGGAACCGAAUUUGAUAAAAAAUAGUUCUUCGCAACGCAAAUCAACUCACUUCCUAGUUAAGCUUGCUUUAACAGUAUGCGCUCGCUCGAAACGUACUGAACACUUAUUGUAGUAUAUGUAGGACAGGUAACAAAUUUGACACUUCGUUGUCUGAAGUUUCUUUGCCUUACUGACGGUUCAAAUAGGUUACAUGUCGUACCGAUUUGAAAAAGGAAAAGAUAAAAUAGACUUAGGAGCAUACUAAAUACAAUAACAUAAGUACACAAGAUGUACUGGUGAAAGCUGUUUAAUAACAAAAAUAGUACAAAAAUAUGAUAUAAAACAAACGUAUAUGUGUCAUAAAAUUGAUAAAACAUU
Molecule: messenger RNA, 1609 nt
Organism: Exaiptasia diaphana
Lineage: Eukaryota; Metazoa; Cnidaria; Anthozoa; Actiniaria; Aiptasiidae
Exons: 2
Coding region: 69-1220 (383 amino acids)
Biological process (GO): carbohydrate metabolic process
Molecular function (GO): hydrolase activity, acting on carbon-nitrogen (but not peptide) bonds
Source: RefSeq, a predicted model, not a curated record